Postia placenta MAD-698-R-SB12 is the source of this 414-nucleotide messenger RNA. RefSeq lists its product as hypothetical. The transcript is spliced from 2 exons. The coding region runs from base 1 to 414 and encodes 137 amino acids. The record is from RefSeq and is a predicted model, not a curated record. Lineage: Eukaryota; Fungi; Basidiomycota; Agaricomycetes; Polyporales; Adustoporiaceae. Gene Ontology annotation, biological process: tricarboxylic acid cycle; protein-FAD linkage; mitochondrial respiratory chain complex II assembly. Gene Ontology annotation, cellular component: mitochondrion.
AUGUCCACCUCGCCACGCCGCGCAGCAGACCCGUGGCUCCUCCCGAACACCCCCGAGCACCUCGCAAACACGACCACUCCCGCCGAUGCGCCCCCUCCGCCUGCACCCCUUCCUCGUCCCGGCGAGAGCGUAGAGACCAUGCGCGCCAGGCUCGUGUACCAGUCGCGCAAGCGGGGCACCCUCGAGAGCGACCUGCUGCUCAGCACGUUCGCAAAGGAGCAGCUCGGCGUGAUGGAUGAGGCGGAGUUGAAGGAGUUUGACAAGCUCAUGGACGAGCCUGACUGGGAUAUCUACUACUGGGCAACCAACAAGAGGACUCCGCCCGAACGGUGGGCCAGCUCGCCGCUGCUAGAGAAGUUGCGCGUGCACGUCAAGAACGAAGGCAAGGUCGUUCGUCGCAUGCCCGAAUUGUAG